This is a messenger RNA of Suillus discolor, 1741 nucleotides long. RefSeq lists its product as uncharacterized. The transcript is spliced from 2 exons. The coding region runs from base 99 to 1532 and encodes 477 amino acids. The record is from RefSeq and is a predicted model, not a curated record. NCBI's taxonomy places the organism in Eukaryota, Fungi, Basidiomycota, Agaricomycetes, Boletales, Suillaceae.
AUCUGUCUGUCUUGUUCAAUAAUUCUUUCAGUGUCGUUUUAGUACAAAGGCCAUCGUCCAACUCGCGCUCUCUACGCAAUCUUCCCAUUUUUUCAACUAUGGCCACCAUGCAGUCCAACAACCGUGCCUCCCUUCUCAACGGUCUUCGUACUGGAGGCGUGCGCUCCACGUCCAUGUCUGGUCCUCAUACUGCCGCUCUGGGUGGUUCAUUCAACGUCCCACGCUUUGUGUCCAACCAACACUCUGUUUUCGUAGAGGAGGAGGAUGACAUGGAUGAAAUUGCCGAGCUUUUCUCACAAAACAUGUACAUCAACAAUCAGACAGCUCGUCCCCUGACUGCCACAGUAGACGGUUCAAAUAACCGCUUCGUACAGCAGCAAAUGGCUGCUCAGAGUGCCCUCAAUCCAAACAGUGUUCCAUUUUACCCUUCUUAUUCUCAGGGGAUGCAGCCACAAAAUCCUAGCGAGGUUCAGUUGCAUGCAUAUCAGCAGAUGCAGAUGAUGCAAUUGGAGAUUGCGCGGUUACAGUCUGAGCAGGCCCAACGUAAUGCUCGUGCUCAAGCUAUCCUCAUUCAGCACGCCUUGCGCCAGCAGAUGCAGAGCAGGUGUGCAAGCGCCACAAUUCCUUCCGCCACUGCUGGUCCUGUUGAAACAAGCUUUGAUAUCCGUCCUGUUGGCUCUCCGCCUGCCAGGCGUCCUAGUCAGGUUGAGCUUCUCAAGGCUCAGCUCGGAGUCCAGACUCCCCCACUUGAGGAACAGGUGCCAAUGACGGCCGCGCUAGGAGGACGAGUCGGUGCGCGUGUCACCUCUAGUGUCGCUUUCCCGAGUAGUCCCGAGACUCCGGUUAGGGGAUCAUCUCCUCCCGGGCAAACCACUGUGAUUAGUGGUGGUACGUCACUCGGAAAUUCCUUGCCCAGCGGUAAUGUCUACACAAUCAAAGAUAACACUCCUUCCAAGUCAGAUGUCGCUGUAUCUUGGCGCCGUGGAAGCACCACUAAUUCGGUUUUGAAUGGCCUCCGCACGGUCUCCGCUGUUUCUCCGAGCGUUAAAAUUACACCACCUCCUGGUGAACGUAUUUCACCCCCUCCUGGAAACGGUACUGCGUCUGCCAGCAAGGCGCGCCCACGCCCCUUGAGCUUUACGGCACCUCUUUCGCGUACGUUCCCUGUCAUUGCGCUGGACUCUGGCAGCGAGCAUGAGGAUGCCUAUUCAACUUCAAGUUCUGCCUCGCUCUCCAAUCCCACUACCCCCCACUCUUCAUCUUCUUUAGACACAUCACCGAUGUCUGCCCGCGAGGAAGCAGCCAAGAAAUUGUACGAGGGGCUGGGAAUGGGACGUCCUAUCUUACCUCCCUCGCCCGUUCCCAUCGCACAUAAAUUUAUCGGCCCUUUAAGACAGCCUCGUGGUCCGCCUUCUGGUGCUGAUGAAUUAGGUCCUAAGAACUUUGCCACGCGUGUGCGCCGUAAGGCUAUCGGCGGCCUGGGUGUUCUCAUGGGUGCUCGCGAGCGCAGGGAAGCAGUUGAGGCGUACUAAGCACGCUUGCUUGUUUCGGCCUAAUACAAAGUUCAACCAGCUCAACAUUUCGCUACUUCGACUUCAACAUUCCACUCUUUACGACAAAAACACUAUCAUCAUCGUCAACAACAAUAACUGCCUUGUGUGUCCAACCCUGGAACUUUAGGUUGGAACGGACACGUUAGUGCUAGCGCUUUGUUCAACUCGGCCUUCCCUUCAUUCAUUUC